Molecule: messenger RNA, 963 nt
Organism: Tetrahymena thermophila SB210
Lineage: Eukaryota; Ciliophora; Oligohymenophorea; Hymenostomatida; Tetrahymenidae
Product: inosine-uridine preferring nucleoside hydrolase
Exons: 3
Biological process (GO): purine nucleoside catabolic process
Cellular component (GO): cytosol
Molecular function (GO): purine nucleosidase activity
Source: RefSeq, a predicted model, not a curated record
AUGGAUAAUUAAUCAGAACCAAAGUUAGUUUGGUUAGACUGUGAUCCAGGAACUGAUGAUGCUAUAGCUAUAUUCUUAGCAGCUACAUCUCCUAAGCUUAAACUUUUAGGUAUAUCUACAGUUUAAGGUAAUACCCAUGUAGAAAAUUCUACAAAAAAUGCUCUUUCUCUUCUCUACAUGGCAGGAAUACAAGGCAUUAAUGUCUAUAGAGGCUAGGAAAAUUCUUUGACUAGAGGAAAAUUUUGCACAGAUGACUUUCAUGGAAGCAACGGCAUGGCUGGAAUUACUUUACCUGCUAGCUCUCAAAAAGAAAUAAGAGAUGAUGUUUUCAACAAAAUUUAUGAAGUCAUAAAAAGCUAAGGCAAAAAAAUUUAUUUUAUUGCAACAGGCGCUCUUACAAACUUAGCUAUUCUUUUAACUAUAUAUCCUGAUAUUAAGUAAUAUAUUGAAUAGAUUUCUAUUAUGGGAGGUUCUAUUACUUUAGGAAAUUCAACACCAGCAGCUGAGUUUAAUAUUUAUAUGGAUCCUGAAGCUGCAAGAAUUGUUUUUAAUGCCCAAGUUCCUCUGGCAAUGUGUCCACUUGAUCUAACUUUGAAAGUGAAAGUAGACAGUAACGUAGUUUCUAAAAUUUAAUCUUUUAAGUCAAAGUUUUCUGAAUGUGUAGUUUAGUUUUUAUAAUUUUUCUUGUAGUCAUAUAAAUAAAAUUAUGAUUUUGAUUAUGCCCCUCUUCAUGACCCUUGUGCAGUUUAUUAUGUAAUAAACCCUGAAGCAUUUAAAACAAAGUAUAAAAAUGUUGUUAUUGAAACAAAAAGUGAAUAUUGUGAUGGAAGAACUGUGGUUGAUGAGUACGGAACUACUGGUAGAUAACCAAAUUGCACUAUUUGCUAUGACAUAAAUUAGGAAUAAUUCUGGUCAGAUAUGAUGACUGCCUUGGCUUAGUGUAAUAAAAAUUCUCCUCUUUGA